Messenger RNA from Ictalurus punctatus (channel catfish), 10686 nucleotides. Its product is annotated as zinc finger protein 609. Gene Ontology annotation, cellular component: nucleus. Gene Ontology annotation, biological process: regulation of transcription by RNA polymerase II. The record is from RefSeq and is a predicted model, not a curated record. NCBI's taxonomy places the organism in Eukaryota, Metazoa, Chordata, Actinopteri, Siluriformes, Ictaluridae. The transcript has 9 exons. The coding region runs from base 3725 to 7906 and encodes 1393 amino acids.
UAUGAGGUAUAGCAGACAUUUGUUGUGCAAAAGUCACAGCUAUAUAUUAGCCCGGACUGCAGUUGUAAGCACUUCUGCUUCACUUCUUAUUAACCGUCGUGUUCCCGAACUCUAAAGCUGCUGGGGAGUUUGGUUUGUGUCCGGUGACUGAUGACGGGUGUUAGCUCCUAACAGGGUGAGCGAGGGGGUGAUAUUUUUUAGGAAGUCUCUUCGUUGAAACCAGGCCUGCAGAUAAUUAAGCAUCGAGCACUCGGGACUUCCGAGUUUCGAUUUGGUCAACCCUUUGGAUUGUUGUUAGCUAUUACGGAAUAAACCCGUUGAUCAAAGUGUAAAAAAGGGGUGUGCAGUUAGAGGAAAAUAAUCAACUAGAAAGUUGUGUGAUGUGGCCAGGUGCAAACUGGGGUUACUGUUAACACUUCGAAGCUGAAUAUAUUUCAAAACAGCAUGUCUCGAUUGUGUUUUAUUCCUCUAAUACCACAGGGUCAUACUUAUCCAUUUAUAGAUACGUUUAAAGUCAAUUCCUGUUAUCGCUUACAAAUGUCUAGCAGACAUUCUCUCACCUCUCGCUCGCGCUCUCUCUCUCUCUCUCUCUCUCUCUCGAAAAUAAUAAGACACACACACACACACAAAAAAACGAUUAACUUCUCAUAUUACCAAGAAACCAGAUCCUCUGUCCUGAAGACUUUCGGAAAACAAAGUUACAGCUCUACCACUGACUGUUACAAAGCUCUGACACUGCAGACUCCUUCUGUAAAUGCUAAAUAAUCAUCUCCUUACAGAAAACUUCCCCAUAUGAACGAUUCAGACGUCCCUGUGUGAGUUGUUACUAUAGAAACCGUAAGAGUAUUAGAUUAGAUCGAGCGCGUGAAUAUAAAUCGGUGAUUUGCAGCUGAAGCUUGAGUCGGAAUUGAGAAGUCACCAGAACGUUGUUAUAACACCGAAUUUGACACGUGUCGACACGUGUAAAGUCUCUGUGUUAUUGUAUUCGUGCUAACACCCUGCCCCUUUCACUCUGCUCAUGUACGUGAGAAGGCCAUGCUGAAGCUCUCGGAUUGAGCGCUAUGGGAAAUUUCUCUCCACGUGCUCGCUUUAAAGGCCGAAGGAGUGAGUUGGAGUUUUGGUUGCCAUUACAGGAUAGUUUCUACAUUGCUGUUGUUUAUGUACACAUGUGGCUUUAUAGCAGGACUACAGCAAGAGGAAUGCAAAAGAGGCCAAAUAAACUUCUAGGGAAAAGCCGACGUGCUUAGUAGGCUUUUAACUCGCUAUGCACAUCUUACACUGCAGAGCUUCUUGACGAACAUGCCCCGUGGGGGUGCAAAAUUGUAGUCCGCAGAGUUGUGGGUUGCAAACUCGUACUCGUCUACAAAAGGAAUAAAAUGCGGGCAUAUCCGGAAACAGAACCGCAAUCCAUCCGUCCAUGCAUAUAUCGGCUGUGGAUCAGGUGGUAGAGCGGGUUGUCCACUAAUCGUAGGGUUGACGGUUCGAUUCCCGGCCCACGUGACUCCACAAACCGAAGUGUCCUUGGGCAAGACACUGAACCCCAAGAUGCUCCCGCUGGAAAGUUAGCGCCUUGCAUACUGUGAGUGUGUGUGUGAACGGGUGAAUGAGACACAGUGUAAAGUGCUUUGGAUAAAAGUGCUAUAUAAGUGCUGACCAUUUACCAUCCAUCUGUUUUCCGUACUGCUUAUCCGCUUAUGCGUAUGGGCAUUGUUUGGCAGUGAUUUUGGAGACCGUUCUGGAUGCGGUUCUCUGUAUAGUUUGUGUGGAUGUUGUAGUGGAAAUUACUUACUUCCUAAUCAGUAUAUUCAUUCGUAAUUAACAUUUACAUUUUUUGGUAGUCUCGUAUAAUUUUUUUUUUCGUGGCAUCCUCCUCCUCCUCUUCCUCCUCCUCAGCUGGACGCUCUAGCUGUCGAUCCGAAUCUCACUAGCCAACGAGAAUAAAUUGCUGUUAAACCCUACCCACAUGCCAGAAUGGCAAACUUAAGCUUCUGGUACACUUUGUUUUUUUUACGCGUACGGUAACGUACGCAUAGCCGUUCAAAGUAUACGCCAUUUGACGUGUACGUGUACACAUGCGCAUUACGACAACUUGCACUACCCCUCCUGGCCUAUAAGAGUCAGUACAGAGCAGUAAAGCAGGUCUUCUGGUGUGAAGGACGACAACGAAGAAGAACAAUGCUCGAGGGGAUCUCUCGCCACGAUUAGCACCCAUGUACAAAUCCUUAUACUCUUUAAGGCUAGAAUUAUACAAAUGCGGAUACUUUCUAACCUGCUCUCGUUUCCGUCUCUUCCGUUUAUUGUAUUUAUCUUCGACUACCUUGAGAAUCAACAGGCCUGGGUCACUGUUGCCACCUUGUGGAAGAACUAAAUAGUGCAAACAAAGUAUGCGCGGUUAUAAAAAUCGUUCCUAGCGCGCGCAUAAAAAGUGAAGCAUACUUUCUGCUGUAAACAUGCGGAGCGUAAAUGAAAUGUUUGAAACUCGUAAACGAGAACUCUGUCAGCGCGUUCAUUAACCACGAUUAGCGAAAACGAAGCUUAGUAAACUGUUAACGAAGAACGCUGGUUAUUUGAACACCAGGUUAAACUUUUUUCACUCUUUUCCGUUUCAGAGACUUUCUUUCUUCUUUCUCAUUGUAUAUUUCUGUUCGUUUCCAGAAAAGUUACAUUCAAUACUUUUGGCAAAAAAAAAAAAAAACCCAAAUAAUAAUAAUCCGCCGUUCACUUAAGCCUGUACAGCGACACAGAGACAACAUGUAGCCUACAUGUCCAUGAGUAAUUCAUCUACAGUUGAGUUUUGGGUCAGAGUUACAAUAUCCAGUACGUAGCAGAUCUAAUCUAAUACGUCAUCACGAUGCAGGCUGCCCUGAGAUCACACUCUGUAAGGAUCUUGUAAGCGCGAUCCAGUUUCCGGUUCUUAUCUCGCGCCGCUCCACAAUCCGCGCGGAAGCUUCUUGUCCUGGAUUUCAUGGCGGCGCUCGCGCUGCCGUUUUGGUUACAUUGUAUCGCCGAGUGCUCGAGAGGGAAGGAGAGAGAGAACGGAGACCGGGAAAGAUACAUAGAUUCUACAAAAAUAUAUACAUUUCGAGAGCGAGAGAGCGGAAGAAAGAUAGAGAGAGAUAGAUGUAUAGCGGAAAAGACAGAGAGUGAUAGAUGAAGAUAGUGGACAUGGAUUAAUAUAGUUUGAGAAAGAAACCGACGCGGCACGAUGUGGGAUUUAUUUAAUCCGAGGAUGAAAGGGAAUGCUGUGAUUCCGGUGUGAGCUCGAGCCGCGCGGCGCCGUUUUCCGUUUCGUGUGAACGGUGAGGAUCCUGAAGAGCGCCAUGGCUGCGGUCCAGCGGCUCUCCGGCCUCCCCUUCCUCCCCGCCGUCCCCUUCGUCCCCGUCCUCCCCUUCCUCUGACUGCUGCUGCUGGAUGUGUGUUCUGGAGUACCGACGCGCCUCGUGCUGCCCGGGGGAUUCCUCUUAUUAUUACUAUUAUUAUUAUUAUUAUUAUUUUCUUUUAUUAUUAUUAUUAUUUAAAGCCACAUUUUGUCCCUUUACCAUCAUCUAUGGAAUGUACACAAGUGUUACAAUCUGGAUAGGAGUUUAUUAUGACCGGGGGCAAGAUGUGGGUGUUCGGGACGUUGGUAUCGAUACGUUGAGGCCCCUGUUUCCCCUACUCCCCACCCCCUGGAAGUCUGAGCGAUCAGACGUUACAGUGACAGACUCGGGGAGCUGGCACUAAAAUGUCCCUAAGUGGUGGCACUGCAGGCGGGAAAGGUGUGGACUCGAAUGCGGUGGACCCUUACGACAGCGGUGAUGAGUGGGACAUCGGCGUCGGCAAUCUGAUCAUCGACCUCGAAGCUGACUUAGAGAAGGACAAACUCGAGAUGUCUGGCUCCAAGGAAGCGGGGGGAAUGGCAGCUCCGCCCAGCGCCGUCGCUGCCCUGCCCGACAAUAUCAAGUUCGUGAGCCCGGUCGGCGCCCCUCAAGGCAAAGAGAGCAAGUCGAAAUCGAAGCGCAACAAGAACUCCAAGGACAAUAGUACCAAGAAUCCGGCGGGAGACGCCGUGAAAAAAGAGCACCAGGGACGAACCCAAGUGGAGGUUACUUGUACGACAGGUGGUUCAGGAGGCUCCGGGAACGCCACGCCUGGCAAAGGCACAGAGAAGGGCGGGAAAACGGCCCGCGGCGUUCCGAGCAGCAAAAAGGACAAGGAGGUAUCGAGCGGGAAAAACAAGAAGGAGAAAAAUGAAGGAGCGGUCGCUGUGGUCGCUAUCGAGAAGGAGGUAGCUGCUAACGCUCAAGCACUUGGGAACAGUACUCGCGGUGCCUCCUUCGACAGUACUCAGAACGUGGACAUGGCCGUGACCGAGCCACAUGGGAAUAACACCCUGGAUUCUGUAGGAAUAGUACCCUUGUCCAUUAAAUCCGAACCCGAGGACAUGGAUAACGGCGAGUGCCGAGUGUUAAAGAAAGUGAAAAACGAAAAGAUGGAGUCUCCGGUCUCUACGCCGGCCCCACCUCCGCUCCACCUUUUAGCCUCGGUGGGAAACAGUGACAUCGCCUCGCCGUGUGAGCAGCUGAUGGUGCGGACGCGCUCGGUGGCAGUCAACACGUCCGACGUGGCGUUGAGCACAGAGCCCGAGUGCCUGGGGCCCUGCGAGCCCGGAACAAGCGUCAACCUGGAGGGUAUUGUGUGGCAGGAAACCGAGGACGGUAUGCUGGUGGUUAAUGUGACAUGGCGGAACAAAACGUAUGUUGGAACGCUGCUGGACUGUACGCGCCACGACUGGGCUCCCCCGAGGUUCUGUGAAUCCCCCACAAGCGACUUGGAGAUUAGGCCUGGGCGUGGUCGAGGUAAGAGAAUGCGUCCCAACAGCAACACCCCAGUCAAUGAGAACAGCAACUCCUCUGACAACAAGGGCAGCAACAGUAGCAAGACCAGAGCUGGCUCGAACAGCAAGGCUCGACGUGGCAGUCAGAACUCCUCUGAGCGAAGGACCCCACCCAAUAGCAACACAGAGGAUGUCAAAGCCAGUCCCUCUUCAGCCAGCAAGCGGAAGAAUAAGCCUGUUUCCGACAUGGAGCCCAACUCCAGUUCUGAGGACACAAAAGGCAACAAGCGUAUGCGCACUAACUCGAACAGUGUUGUAACCUCUUCUGGACUCUCGCUCCCCACCAUUAAGACAGAGUGUCUUCCGCCUCCCUUAGACCGCAAUUGCCCCUCACCAGUACUUAUAGACUGCCCAUACCCCAACUGCAACAAGAAGUACAAGCACAUCAAUGGCUUGAAGUAUCAUCAGGCUCGUGCUCAUAAUGACGAUGAUAUUAAACUGGACAUGGAUGGGGAUAGUGAGUAUGGGGAAGAGUCCUCUCUCCACCCUGAGCCAGGGAGUUGUAAUGGGGCCUCAGUUUCCCAGAAAGGGUCCCUUUCACCAGCACGCUCAAUCACGCCAAAAGGAAGAGGAUUUGAUGCACACAGUUCAUCUCCUUCCCCAGGGAAAUUUGGCUGCAAGCCUAAGAAGAAGAAUGGAGAAACAGAUGCAGAGGCUUGUGGCAUUCCCAUGGAUGGCUGUGAAGAUGGGCCUUCUCUCACUGAUGAUGCCAGUAAUGAUGGCAUGGAGGACAAGAAGUCCAAAAAGUCCAGCACCAAGCCUGACAAGCUGGCCCAGAAGAAUAUGAAAACCUCCAGGCCCAUGGCUCCAGGCAUGCCCUCGCAGCAGAUGUACGCUCUACAGCCAACGCCAUUCAGCUCCGGGAGUCCAAACCACCCCCCAGGAAUGAGUUCAAUGAUUCAAGGCAUUCCCAAAAGCCCCCAGCUUAAAGGCAUUCAGGCAAAGCCUGGUGUGCCUGGAGACUCAUCCCCUAUGAACCAGGUUCUAGGGAGCUCCAAGGACAAAAAGAAAAAGGACAAGAAAAAGAAGGAGCUUGGUAAAGAGGGAGACAGCCCCAAGCCUCCAGGUAAAAGUGGGAAAGCUGAAGAUGGGAAGAGCCCCUAUUCCGAGUCUUCUGAUCCUGGAAGCAGAAGUGAAGGCCAUCUAAAUGGUUCUUCAGACCUUCAUCAGAGUCGCUUAGCUAGCAUUAAGGCCGAGGCAGACAAGAUCUACAGCUUUACAGACAAUGCUCCCAGUCCAUCAAUUGGUGUGGCCAGUCGUAUGGACAGUAGUGGGCAGCCUCUCACUCCUCUCCAUGUUGUUACUCAGAACGGGGCUGAUAACUCUUCGGUGAAGACGAACAGCCCUGCAUACUCCGAUAUCUCUGAUGCUGGAGAAGAUGGUGAGGGAAAAGUGGAGGGUGUAAAGAGCAAGGUAGAAGAUCAGUCUGUGAGGGAAGGAGCCAAAAAGGCCCUCUUUCCAUCUCCUGCAACCAAUAAAGAGUCACCUUAUUAUGCUAGCUAUGACAACUACUACUCUCCGAACUACACUCACCCUAGCCCUGGUAGUGUUAGUACUGGUGGUCCACUGCCAGAUGGCCAAACUGUAAAGAUAAAGAAAGAGGAAGAGCAAGAGCCAAGCGAAGACAAGGCAAAGCCAGAGGUUCAAGAGGAACGUAAAGUAGACACUGCCUCCAACCAGCCGCAGCAGCAGCAGCAGCAUCAGCAGCAUCAGCAGCAUCAGCAGCAUCAGCAGCAACAACAGCAGCAAGCCUCAGUAAUCCAGCAACGGCCCAACAUGUACAUGCAGCCUCUUUACUACGGCCAAUACUAUGUUCCCCCAUAUGGUUACCCAGACCAGGUGUAUCACAACCAUCUCAUGAACACUAAUCCAGCCUACAGGCAGCAGUACGAAGAGAGGCAGAGACUGAUAGCCGAGCAGCACAGAGCAGCCAAGACCGAGGCUGGCAUGAAAGAGAGAGAAGCCUCCAUGAAGGAUGACUGGAAACAGAAGGGUCCUGUUCCCCCUGGACUCACAAAAGCCCCCAGCCUGUCUGACCUGGGAAAGCCACAGGCACCCAGCAAGCAAAGGGACUCGUCUUCUGAGCCAGCCAAGUCUGUCAUCAUCCCCAAAGGCGAGGAAGCUAAGCUCCAGCCCCAGCAGGCUGAAGGCUUAAAGGUGAAGCUCAGCGACGGUGGCCAUCAUGGCAAAGAGGACUCCAAUAAACUGGGAGUGGAGUCAGCCAGGCCAGGCAUGGAUCAGUCAGUGUGGUACAGACAGUACCCUGAGAACCAGAGGCAAGUCGACGAGGAGCGAGAGCGUGACCGAGAGAGAAAGAGCAAAGACGAGAGAUCACGGACUAAGGAGUCAAGCGCCAAGGAGGAGAGCAAGGAGAGUGCCGAUCGUUUGUCUGCCCCUGAGGACUACAGAAGUGCAGGGAAAGACCCUCGAUCGAACGCUCACAUGCCUUUCUCCUCUGCACUGGCCCAGCAACAACCCUACAUGCACUACAUGCAUGGAUAUACCUAUGGUCAAGGCUAUGACCCCAACCAUCCUGGAUACAGAGGAAUGCCCUCAGUCAUGAUGCAGAACUACCCAGGUUCCUAUCUACCUGCCGGAUACCCGUUCUCACCUUAUGGUGGCAAGAUGGGCGGAGGUGAGGAAGGUGAGAAAUCCCGCUCAAGCCCUACAGUCAGCAGCAAGUCGUCCUCUGAGACCAAAGCCCUGGAUAUCCUGCACCAACACGCCAACCAGUACAAGAGCAAAUCGCCCACGGUCAGCGAGAAGGUGUCACACGAGCGAGAGCGAGGAGCGGCAGAGAGGGAAAGAGAGAGGGAGCGUGAGAGAGAAAGAGAGCGGGAGCGAGAACGAGAAAUGGAUCGACCCCGUUCGUCUCCCUCACAGAGACUCAUGCAGUCUCACCACCACCUGGGCUACCCACUUGUACCUGGCCAGUACGACCUGUCCUAUGCCACAGGUCUACCCUCGUCAGCUAUUGUUGCCAGUCAGCAAGCUGCAGCCCCCUCCCUCUACCCACCAGCACGGAGGUGAGAACGGGAACCGUGACUGACUCGACCUCAUCUUUACAAAUACAACAUGUGACUGGAUCACAUGGGGAAGUAUAUGGAGUUCAUUUAGACAUCAGUUGAAUGGUGUUUCUAUAUUUUUAGGUUGUUUUUUUUUGUUUUUGUUUUUAUUUUCUUUUUUUCCUGCCGGAAUGUGUGGCAGACUGACGUUUUCUUAGCAUCCGUACCUCGUUACCCCACUGAGGACUGUGAGACCAGGUUUAAAGCCAUCCUGCUGCCCCACCUCGCCCAGACGGCUACUGAACUCUCUCUGUGAACUAGCAAAGAGUCGUUAGGGGAAAACAAACCCAGAGCGAAACAAAAUGAAAAAAUAAAAUAAAAUAAAAAACCUCUACUCGUGAGAAUGUUGGACUGCAAAACAAUCCCACGUGCAGUUUGUGGUCGGGCGUCGCGGCGCAGACCGGUGGGUCAAAUAAGAAGAAAAAAAGACUGAACCGAACGUAUAUUAUCAUGUUGAAAUAGUUGAAGUUGUUUUUGUUUUGUUUUUUUGAGUGCACAUCCUCCUCCUCGCUGAAGCAUCUGUGACUCUUCACAACGGUUGCGUUCUACAUUUCCUAAAUGUGUCUCACGGGUGGUGGUUCUCACGUAGUUCUCAUCGCUACACGCCCCGAGACUGCUUUUUAUUUUUUAUAGUAUUUUUCUGUUUUGUUUUCAGGAGGGUCCGUUUUUGUUUGGGUUUUUUUUUUUUUUUUUUUUGUCAUCAUCCAGAUUACAGUUGACGCUUUCAUGCAGAGGAAACGCCAGUGUCCGUCUUCGUAACACGUUCGCUUUCGAUUUUGAAGUUCACGGAUCAGGGUGGAAUUUUGUUUAUGCUUAAGUAUUUAUUGAAGUUAUCAGGCUGGUCGUGACUCAUCCAGUCGAGCGCGUGGCCGGUCCUGCAGAAGCAGUGUUGAGACCGUGUAGACGUACGGAGGUCCUGCAGAAGCAGUGUUGAGACCGUGUACACGUACGGAGGUCCUGCAGAAGCAGUGUUGAGACCGUGUAGACGUACGGAGGUCCUGCAGAAGCAGUGUUGAGACCGUGUACACGUACGGAGGUCCUGCAGAAGCAGUGUUGAGACCGUGUACACGUACGGAGGUCCUGCAGAAGCAGUGUUGAGACCGUGUACACGUACGGAGGUCCUGCAGAAUCCGAUGAAUCCCAGCGAAAACACCUCACCUUGUGCUCAGCUAAUACAGACGUCGCUAAGCUGCUAUAUUUCUAGAGAUCUCUUUCAUUUUGGUUUUCCAUCUCUCUCUCUCUCUCUCUCUCUCUCUCUCUCUCUCUCUCUCUCUCUCUGUGCACUGUCAGACGUACUAACUCUUAAAUCGACUAGUCAGUGAUGUGACGACACGUAACGUGUUUUUUACGAUGCAGUGUGUGAAACCUUUCAAAGGAAGUUUAGUUAGGGAUCCGUGUCGUUGACGUGAUGUGCUGCUCUACCGUGUUGCAAAAGUGUCAGAGCUUGAUUUUUUUAAUUUUUUUUUUUUUUUAACUUUUUAAAUAAUAUUUUAUUUACUUAAACCCUUUGUUUGUUUUUUUGUUUUGUUUUGUUUUUAAACGGGCGUGUGUCGUGGCUCAGCAUGGUGUACUAUACCACUAGAAAUGUGAUGGUGUCUUCUCAGGCAAAGCUUUUCAUUUUUGUUCCUCCACUGUGUUUUUUUUUUGUUGUUUUUUGUUUUUGUUUUUUUGCCUGUUUUUAUAUUGCUGUCUUGCUCUGCACACACAAUAUGGUGUCUGUAUAUGAUGUACAGAGGAAUUAUUUUAAAAAUGCGACUGGGGAACCAUCAGUUUUUAUGGUGUUCAGUGCUUUAUAAGAUGUUCUAAAACUUUGAGGUCUCUCUUUUUGUUGUUGUUGUUUUUGUUUGCUCUCCCCCUCCUCCUCCUUCCUUUAACUCCUCUGUACUGAUGUCGUAACCAUUUUUUUUUUUGUGGGGGGGUGGAUUGGGUGUUAAUUGAAAUCUCAGCAUGGCCCGUUUCUGUUUACGCAAGCAUCCAGGUGCUCUUCACACACACAAUAUCAUUAUCUAAAUCUUUGUGAAAGUGACAGCAGGGGUUUUUGUUGUGGGUUUUAUCUGAGAGAUUCUAACCAAGUAAGCCACAUGCACAUUGUGGUUCAGUAAUAAAGUGUUCCUUUUGUUUUCUUUUUUCUUUUUUUGUAUCCUCAAUCUCGUGAAAUCAUUCAGCAGCGCUCUUAUUCAUCCUCUGCAAUGAAACGCCAUCAGCUGACCCCGAACUACAUCGCGAAAUGAGUUUCAUAUCCACCCUAAAGCCGCUAAAAUAGAUUUCCAGGUGUGUUCAGUUCAGUUUAACUGACACAGUGCUACAAUGUGUAAUGAAAAUGGGACUCUGAUUUUGGUCUCCUGUGCUCUGUAAAACCUCUCGAUUGGUGCUUGACCUUUUGAUUAUCUCUGUAGUGGAAGCUGUGCACUUUUGCAUGGUUUGCAUCAUUCUUCACACUGGACUCCUACCUUCCUCCGUAAGCUCCGCCCCAUCCCUGUGUCCUCCCAGCGAGACCGUUUCUACAAAGUAUCAGUCACUGGUACUAAAAGGAUGUUUACAUUUUUUUGAAUGGUUGCGUUUUAAAUAAUUCCUCGGCUGUGUCACUCAGAUCCUCCAGCUUCCUCCUGGACUGUCCUCUUGUAUGUAAAGUGUACAUGACCAUGUUAAUUUUUUUUUUUUUUUUUUUUUUUUUUUUUUUUUAUACAAUACUGCAACUUGCCUUUGUACAUUUAGGCAAAAAUAAAUCUUUUUAUGAGACAAUCA